AUGUCGAAUUUUGGUGUUAGUUGCAUUCCGCCACAAAAAAUUGUUAUCACAGAUGAUGCUGGUUUGGAAAGAACGUCUGUAGUGGGACCCUUUUCAGAGGGUGCAUCAUUUGUACUACGGUGCGAUGUUUUUGGUGGUAAACCAGUGCCUCAAGUGACAUGGUAUCGUAAUGAUGUUCCAGUGAGUUCAUCGAAAGCCACAACAACAAUUUUACCAUCGUCAUCGUUAGGUAGUAGUGCAUUUGGUAGUGGUAGUACACGUGUUCGAAGUGAACUAACAAUAACACAUUUAACCAGAGAUGAUGUACAUUCUGAAUUAACAUGUCGUGCAUCCAAUAAUAAUAAAACAGCACCAUUAGCUGCUACGUUACAUGUGGACAUGAACUUUGGCCCAUUAGAUGUAAGGAUAUUGGGACCGCAUCAACCAUUAUCUGCUGGACGUCGAUAUGAACUAUUAUGCCAAAGUUGUGGAUCACGACCACCAGCUAGUAUCACCUGGUGGCGAAAUGGUGAACGCUUGGAUCGAACAAAAGAAACGACAUCGAGCGAUGGAAAUACAACGACCAGCACAUUGUCGUUUAUAGCAAGUAAAGAGGAUGCGGGAAAAUAUCUCUCCUGUCGUGCUGAAAACCCAGUUGUCAACGCUGAUGGCCUUGAAGACGGAUGGCGGCUUGAAAUACAAUAUACACCUGAAGCGAAGAUAAUCUUAGGAACAAAUUUAAAUCCUGAUAAUAUACGUGAAGGAACAGAUGUUUAUUUUGAUUGCCUCAUCAAUGCUCAUCCCAAUGUCUAUAAAGUCGAAUGGAGGCAUAACGGAAGGAUAUUAAAUCACAAUGUGGGACUGGGAAUCAUCAUCAGCAAUCAGAGUUUAGUGCUGCAGGGUGUUAGUCGUGCAACUGCAGGAAACUAUACGUGUGUGGGUUUUAAUACAGAAGGUGAUGGAGAGAGUAAUAUCUUCUAUCUCAAUGUGUUAUUUGCUCCGACAUGUAAACCAAAACAAACUAAAGUGCAUGGUAUAGCAAAACAAGAAAAAGCACAAAUUAUGUGUGAAGUGGAAGCUAAUCCAUCAGAUGUAACGUUUCGUUGGACUUUUAAUAAUUCCGCAGAAAGUAUUGAUGUAGCUGUGUCACAUAUAAGUCGUGUUGGUACAACCAGUAUAGUAUCGUACACUCCUAUGACAGAAUUGGAUUAUGGCACACUUUUAUGUUGGGCAACAAAUCGUAUUGGACAUCAACGGGUACCAUGUGUUUAUCAUAUAAUUGCGGCAGGUCGCCCCGAUCAAGUACAUAAUUGUUCGAUUGCGUAUAUUUCAAUGACAUCAUUCGCAGUACGAUGUAACGAAGGCUUUAAUGGUGGUCUACCACAAUCGUUUAUGUUGGAAGUACGCGAAAGUCAUACACAAGAAAUGCGUGCAAAUAUGACAUCACCAGUAGCACGUUUUAAUGUAACGAAUGGGUUAGAACCAGGUGCUCAUUAUCAAGCUGCUGUUUAUGCAUACAAUCCCAAAGGAAAAGCUGAACCGGUUAUACUUCAAGCAGCUACACUACGUCUACCUGAAAAACAACUUACAUCUGAAAAAGAUCGGCCACGUAACGGAUUUCGUUUUACACCAAUGAUGAGCGUACUAAUCGGUGUCAUAUCAGCAUUAUUGAUUGUAGCAUUAGUUGUUAUAAUUGUAUUACGUUUUCAAUGUACACAAACAGCAGAUGGACGUCGUAAUAAACGGCAUAAAGUGCAACGUAAUGCCGGGGGUAGCCCAAUUAGUAAACAUGAUUCAAGUGCUGGUGAUGGGAAUGAAAGUGAUGAAAAGAAUCCCGAUAUUAUACCACAACCGGUCGAUUCAGAUGAACAAACAGAUUUCUUACGAAAACGACAGCACAUAUCAACAAUAGAAACAUCAUCACCGACACGAAGUCUGUUACAUCAACAACCUGGUGGUGCGAAUGGACCAUCCGGGUAUAUGGGUUAUUGUACGUUAAGGAAUGGUAUGCCCAUACAAGAGUAUCCACAACAGAAAAUGCAUGUAACACCCGGCGGCGUAAUGUCAGGAAGUUUUCCUGGUGGUGGUUGUACAUUACCACGACAACAUUGGCCAACAUAUUCGGGUGCGAUAGCUGGUGUGCGUCAUCUGCAAGCAGUUCCCACGGGAAUAUAUCCAUUACAAGCACAAUGUCGACCAUCACCUGUACAGCAUACCAUGCCGAUGCCUCGAGUGCCACCAAUUGCAGCCCCACGUGCUGAACAACCACCAAUACCAUUACAACCAUUGUCUAGUGAGGAAGAACCAACAGUCGAUACACCAUUAAUGGUAAAAAAACGUGAAAGUUCUGUUUGA
Messenger RNA from Chrysoperla carnea, 2334 nucleotides. Its product is annotated as protein turtle-like. The coding region runs from base 1 to 2334 and encodes 777 amino acids. The record is from RefSeq and is a predicted model, not a curated record. The transcript is spliced from 12 exons. Gene Ontology annotation, molecular function: protein binding. Lineage: Eukaryota; Metazoa; Arthropoda; Insecta; Neuroptera; Chrysopidae.